Colletotrichum higginsianum IMI 349063 is the source of this 942-nucleotide messenger RNA. Its product is annotated as glycosyl hydrolase family 61. Gene Ontology annotation, molecular function: cellulose binding. The record is from RefSeq and is a predicted model, not a curated record. The transcript has 3 exons. Gene Ontology annotation, cellular component: extracellular region. The coding region runs from base 1 to 942 and encodes 313 amino acids. Gene Ontology annotation, biological process: carbohydrate metabolic process. Lineage: Eukaryota; Fungi; Ascomycota; Sordariomycetes; Glomerellales; Glomerellaceae.
AUGAAGAUCUCGGCAGUAGUCCUCGGCCUCGCCGUCAGUGUUUCCGGCCAUGCCAUCUUCCAGAAGCUCUCGGUCAACGGCGUCGACCAGGGCGCUCUGAAGGGGGUCCGGGCCACCUCCAGCAACAACCCGAUCCAGAACGUCAACGACGGCGGCUUCGCUUGCAACAACAACAUCCAGUACAAGGACAGCAACGUCAUCUCCGUCCCGGCGGGCGCCAAGGUCGGUGCCUGGUGGGGGCAUGUCAUUGGAGGUCCCCAGGGGAGCAACGAUCCCGACCAUCCCAUCGCUGCGAGCCACAAAGGUCCCAUCAUUGCUUACCUCGCCAAGGUCGACAACGCCGCAAGCACCGGCACGGCCGGACUCAAGUGGUUCAAAGCCGCCGAGGCCGGUCUCAGCGGGAGCACGUGGGCCGUCGAUACCAUGAUCGCCAACGGAGGAUGGCACUACUUCACGCUGCCCUCGUGUGUCGCCCCCGGCGACUACUUGUUGCGAGUGGAGCUCAUCGCCCUGCACGGAGCCUCGGUCCAAGGCGAGGCGCAGUUCUACAUGGGAUGCGCGCAGAUCCGCGUCACUGGCUCCGGGAACAACGCCGGCUCCAGCUUCGUCAGCUUCCCCGGCGCCUAUUCCGCAUCGCACCCCGGCAUUCUGGUCAGCAUCUACGACAACACCGGCAGGCCCACCAACGGCGGCCGACCCUACUCGAUCCCGGGCCCCGCCGUCAUCAGCUGCUCCGGCGGCAGCGGCGGCAGCGGCGGCGGCGGCUCCCCACCUCCUACGUCGUCGAGCCCGCCCCCAACCAGCUCGGCACCGUCCAACAGCGGGGGCUCCGGCGCGCCCCUCUACGGACAAUGCGGCGGAAAGGGGUGGACCGGUGCGACUACGUGCGCGACUGGCACCUGCAAGGUCUCGAACGAGCACUACAGUCAGUGUUUGCCGUAA